Molecule: messenger RNA, 1167 nt
Organism: Yarrowia lipolytica CLIB122
Lineage: Eukaryota; Fungi; Ascomycota; Dipodascomycetes; Dipodascales
Biological process (GO): protein polyubiquitination
Molecular function (GO): ubiquitin protein ligase activity; metal ion binding
Source: RefSeq, a predicted model, not a curated record
AUGGUGGACGAAGAAGAUGACUCCCGGCUCAGCUCGAGCAAGGGAGACAAGAACAAGAACCUAUCCCAUGUGCCGUGCAAGUUCUUCCGACAAGGAGCCUGCCAGGCCGGUGACUCGUGUGUCUUCUCGCACUCAGUAGAGACAUCGCUCCAGCAGGCACCGUGCAAGUACUUCCAGAAGGGCACGUGCAAGUUUGGAGUGAAAUGCGCCCUCGCCCACAUUUUGCCCGAUGGCCGAGUUCUCAACCCGCGAUCGCAAAACUACCGUGAUGGCUCUCGUCGAAGACGCUCCUCCAUGCACCAAAAUGCCCAGAACAAUGCAGCACCCGGAGGCCCCUCCUCCGGUCCAGUCAACGUGCCUCCUCAGGUGCCUUCGCCACUGCCCGAAGACAACCCCACCAGAUCGCUGUACUCAGUCUAUGUGAACGAAGAACAGACUGUGGGCUCCCCUGGCAAUCAUCUGCUGGUGGGCACGCCCACUACAAAGACGGAACGAACCACCUCCAUCUGGUCGGAACACCAUGUGUCGUCGCGACUCAACUCCUUCAAUGAGUCCAAGCCCUCUCUUGGCCCUAUUGGAAAGAGUGGUCCUGGAAACGAUUGUGCUAUCGAUGACGACGAUGAGGCCGAUGCAGCGGCAGUGGAGGACGAUGAUGCGGGCGAGUACAUUGAAGAGGACUUUUUCCCCUCGUCGUUGUCGGAUCUGCUGACGCCACAGGAACGAAAGCGGAGAGGAUCUCGUCCGUCUUCGUCCAACCUGCCCCGACCCAUCGGCCUGACCAUGGCCGCCAACGCGCAGCAGGCCCGCACUAAUUCCGUUUCACACGCCAGUCACACUAACGGCAAUUCCAUCCCGCUAGCCACCUCAUUGGGCACAUCUCUGGGCUCUAACAUCUGGUCUCCCCCUGGUGAGGGCUCGCCUCGGUUCGGCUCCUUCUUCCAGCAGUACUACGGCCGAGAAAACGGAGCCAAGCCACCUGUGGCCAUGUCUCCUGGUGGCUCUUCCCUCAAGAAUAUGUCGAAUCUGGCGGCAUAUCUGCCUGGACAGAACUCGUCACAUGUAGACGUUCCUGGACACGUACCUGAGGAGGAUGAGCCCAUUGAUGGCGACAAGCAGGCCAAGAAGGACUUUUACGAUGAUGAUACUCAAUUCUUCAUGGAUCAGUAA